UUCGCAAUGCAAGGCUAGCCUUUCAGGUAGAAACUUCUUCAGGGACAAGAAAUUACAAUUAAGCAUCAUUCACUUUAGAAUGCUGUUAGUUGAAGCACCAGACUUUCAACCAUCGGAUUCUGAGGCUUGGAAAUCUGAAACUAGCUUCUCCGUCCAAGCACAAUUAAGUCUGCUUCUCCGGACUAUACGUGAGAUGUACAGGCCUGUCACGAGAAGUUUUCUCGUGUGAAAAUUUUGCCUAACAGUACGCUUGACCACCUAAACAUCAUGGCAUCUAAACAAGCAGACAGGGCAUUCGAGGCACCAACAGCCACGUCCAUUGACAUAGAGGGCAGCGUGUUGUUGUCUCUCAUUAGACACACAUCGGAAAACUACCCACAGCUCUAUUCCGGAUCUCUUUUGGGGUUUGAGGAUGACAGUGGUGCCGUUGACGUUACCCACGCGUACCCUUUCCCAUAUCCAGACCAAUAUGAGGGAGGCUCUUUGCGCUCAAGAGGUGGUGCCAAGUACCAACAAGAAAUCUUGGAUGCGUUGGUUUCUUUGGGCCAUGGUGUCGAGUUCCAGGGCUGGUUCCAGUCCACAAUCUCCGGUAACUUCAUCACCUCGCAGUUGGUGGAGGCUUUGGCCCAGCAGCAACAGGUCAACAAAAACGCUUUCAUCUUGAUCCACAACAUGGCCUCGAUUGGCAAAGAGGUGGAGGUCAAGGCCUUGAGGUUAUCCGAGAACUUUCUUGCCACGUACCUGAAGGGCAAGUGGAAGACCAGAGACUUGGAGAACAACAAGUUGUCUUUCUUCAAUAUCUUCGACGAGAUCACCAUCAACAUCCACAACCAACAUUUGGUCAACAUGUACUUGGCCCAAAGCGACGAGACGUCCACGUUGGGUGAGUCCGAGAACUUGACUUUCAACUCGAACUCCAACAUGACCACCCAGUUGUUGGAGAACUUGUGCAGCCAAAUCGACUCCUACAACUUCGAUCAAACAAACUUCAACUACUACCAGAGGCAAUUACAAAAGGAGCACACCAAGAUUCUCCAGUGGAAGCAGAACAGAAAGGCUGAGAACGACGAGAGAGCCAAGAUCGGCGAGCCCGAGUUGGACCCUGAGGAGUGGCAAACCAUUUUCAAGGGACCAAAUGGUCCUUCGAGAUUAAACAACACUUUGUACUCGAGAUCCAUCGACGAGUUUGCGGACGACAUUUUGAAGCAGUGCGACGAGGAGUUGCUCAAGAGCUUUGCUAUCGAAAGAAAGCUCACUGCUCAAAACUAGACUGGGGGACGAGGCCAUUGAUAUUGUAUUCAUAGGUUGAUUAAUAAUUACGUGAUAUAUCAUAUGUUAAUUUUUUUUUGUUUUGCUUCCCUAUUAUCCUA
Messenger RNA from Metschnikowia bicuspidata var. bicuspidata NRRL YB-4993, 1370 nucleotides. RefSeq lists its product as uncharacterized. Bases 268 to 1269 code for a protein of 333 amino acids. NCBI's taxonomy places the organism in Eukaryota, Fungi, Ascomycota, Pichiomycetes, Serinales, Metschnikowiaceae. Gene Ontology annotation, cellular component: eukaryotic translation initiation factor 3 complex; cytoplasm. The transcript has a single exon. The record is from RefSeq and is a predicted model, not a curated record. Gene Ontology annotation, molecular function: translation initiation factor activity.